AUGGUUUGGGGAUGGAUUGCUUAUAACUUCAAAGGUCCUCUUGUUAUUCUUGAUUAUCCUGGAGGGAGAGGAGGAGGAAUGACUGUACAAAGGUACAAGGAGCAAGUUUUGCUACCUGUCCUUAUUCCAAUCUUCAAUUGGCUUCGAAUCGAACGUCCUGGCCUCUUAUUCCAACAGGAUAAUGCUAGAUGCUACACAGCCCGAGUUACAAAGCAAUGCUUGCAGGAGAACAAUAUUCCUCAAAUUGAUCAUCCACCCAUUUCACCUAAUGUCAAUCCUAUUGAACCAGUCUGGUUUGAUUGGAAGAACAUUUUUCGAGGUCAACAAAGGACACCAACAUCUAAGGAGGAAUUGAAGGAAAUGGCUAGGGAAGCUUGGGAUAAUCUUACAUUGGAUCAAAUUAAUAAACAGAUUGAAUCCAUGCCAAAGAGGGUUGAUACAGUUGUUAUUGCUUGUGGAGGAAACACUGGUUACUAA
This is a messenger RNA of Fomitiporia mediterranea MF3/22, 477 nucleotides long. RefSeq lists its product as uncharacterized. NCBI's taxonomy places the organism in Eukaryota, Fungi, Basidiomycota, Agaricomycetes, Hymenochaetales, Hymenochaetaceae. The record is from RefSeq and is a predicted model, not a curated record. Bases 1 to 477 code for a protein of 158 amino acids. The transcript has a single exon. Gene Ontology annotation, molecular function: nucleic acid binding.